AUGGAAAGUCUUGAGAUCUCCCCAGAAACAGCUGAUAGCUCAUUAGAUGAUUUGAUGUGGAACACGGCUGUCAUGUUACAAAUUUUCAUAACUGAACUUGAAAAAGUAGAAGUGCUAACAGAAGCGUUUGCAUUCAAAUAUAAAGCUGGUUUAAAAUGCCGAUUGAGUCAUACGAACAUGUGUGGAGCGCCUAUCGAUUCUGAUGAUGAUUUUGUUACUGAUAGAGACGAUGAUCCAGUUGCAACAUUAACAACUCCUGAAGGCACAGUUGUAGUCAAAGUUCCUGAAUCCAAUCUAAGUUCAAGAGAGUUUGAGAUGCAUUUUAUUCAAUUGGUCUUGCUUAUUGGUUUUUCCCACACAGUAUCAGCUUCAUGCCUCUAUAUGCAAAAACUUAAUUUUAUUGGAGGAACGUUUGAAGAAUUCACUACAGCUGAUAAAAUUGCUUGUUGCAUAGCUUGUUCAAAUGAAAGAUGUUGUUUGGCCUAUUCUUUUCACCGCGAAACUCAUAAAUGCUAUUUGAAAUCAUCUUUUGGAUACUCUGUCGAAGAUGAUCAAUACGUCAGCGGACUGAAUGCUAAUGUCAACUAUGGAAAAGCAGUUAGGUUGCGAAAUGUUAAAAUAACUGGAGGAAAAGGAGAUCCAGUACGCUUAGAAAGCGAAUCAGAAUGUCGUAUGUUUUGUUCAGCUUUCAACAUUUAUUCUUGGUAUAAGACUAAUGAGGAGAAAGGCAUGUGUUCAUGUCUUCGCAGAGUUGUAGGAUUGCAGUAUAAACAUGGCCAUACAGCAUAUAUUUCUCCUGGAGUUGAUAACAAGUUUUGA
Messenger RNA from Auanema sp. JU1783, 819 nucleotides. The record is from the annotation of a GenBank genome assembly. NCBI's taxonomy places the organism in Eukaryota, Metazoa, Nematoda, Chromadorea, Rhabditida, Rhabditidae.